Molecule: messenger RNA, 778 nt
Organism: Paramecium sonneborni
Lineage: Eukaryota; Ciliophora; Oligohymenophorea; Peniculida; Parameciidae
Source: the annotation of a GenBank genome assembly
AUGGAUAACAAAAUCCUGCAUGAGGCAAAAAAUUCAUUACAAAUAAUAACAUAAUAAUUUAUUAAUAAUUCAUGUCAUUUUUAAUAUGUAAAUUAAUUAAUAAUAAUCUAUAAAAGAAGUAACAGAUUGAAUAACUAAAAAAUAUAGUAACUAUUUAAGAAACACAAACACUCUCAUCUAAUAAUUAACCAAAUUUUACAAGAUUUACUUAUUAAUUUAUGGAGUAAUAUUCAAUUAAAUAAGAUUAAAAUUGCUAUUAAUAAAGAUUGUUCAAUAUUAGUGGCUGGAUGUAAUAGUGUAAUUAAAGUAUUUGAAUUUCAGUAAGGAAUUAGGAAAUUAGUUUAAGAUUUAAAUGAACAUAGAAAUAAUGUGAGAAAUAUAAAUUUAAUGAACAGAUCAAAUCAGUUUAUAUCUGGGAGUGAUAAAUUGAUCAAAAUAUGGGCAAGAGAUCAAAAUAACUCAUGGAUUUGCUAAUAGCAAUUGAAUGGACAUACAAAUUUGAUCUAUUGUUUAGUAUUAAAUACUAAUGAUGAUAUUUUAAUAUCUGGAAGUAAAGAUCAGGCAAUUAAAUUAUGGUAUAAGUAGAAUGAAUGGCUAUGUUCAUUGAUAAUAAUGAAUCAUAAAGAUACUGUAUAUAGACUCAGUUUAAAUGAAUAAAAUAGAGUGAUAUCUUGUGGAGAAGAUAAGCUUAUAUUAGUAAUAGAACAAUCAGAGUAGAAUAAAUAAUUGAAUGUAAUAUAAGAGAUUAUGGUAGAAAAGGAAGGAGUUCGAUUAUUCU